UUACUCUCAUGGCAAGAUACGUCAUGACGAACACGGAAGUAGCAGCAAAAGCCGCGAGUGGUGUAAAUUUAACGAAAACCUUCUUUUAUUCUUUGUCAAAAAACAGUUUACGCUUAGAAGAAGAGACACAUUUCUGGCGCUUUUUUGGAAUAAUAGUGUCGGAAAUCAAGCGUGAGGAACAUAAUUUGUUGUUUCUGGUCGUGAUCAUGUCGAAGCAAACUCUGGGGAAGACUUUGCUGCGGAAUGUAAUCCGCCACACUGAUGCUCACAACAAGAUCCAGGAGGAGUCCGAAAUGUGGAAGAUGCGAGGCUGGGAGGUCCAAAUGUCCAACAAUAGUCAUGUGAGCGCCACCAAGUCAAUCAGGGGUCAAAUGCACUGCGAUCGAUUUUCCUAUCAGUCCAGAGUUUCGUCGGAGCAUGACGACAGAGAGGCUCGAUACUGGACGCGGAAACUCUAUGACUUUGAGGACAACGAUCCUGACAGGUUGCUACCAGAUACGGAACACCAAUAUGGGAAAAAGCGGGAGCUUUCACAAACUGUGUAAAAAGGGCUAAGGAAGGGGAACGGUGAAGUCGACGCGGAAAUUUUUCAGCUUCUGAGGCAUUAUUAACAGAAGCAGGACGACACCCAUGUUCCAGUGAAUUCUGCAAAGCCAGGACAGGUUGUGACUUUUAACACCCAAGACCCAUUAUGAAUGCUUGGGUCUGUAAUAGCGUCGAUGCUGUUUAUACAGAAUAGCGAUGCAAGAAAAUGGUGUGGAAGGUGCCAGCUUUUACAGGCAGUUUUGGAGUGGCUGCGGAUUCGGCGUUGACAAAGUUGAUCCGGCAAUUUUCCGUCUUCGUAGUUGACAUAAGAGCUGUGACAAAGGCAUGUGUAAGGUAAGGCUGUAAUGCCUGACAUGGGUGCCUCAGCCCUGUUUAUACGGAACAGCGACAUAGGAAAAAUCCCUGAAAAUGUCAGCUUUUGCAAGCAAUAUAAAAGUGGAUAGAAAUGGGUGGACAAAGUCGACCUGGCAGUUUUCCACCUAAUGAGGAAGAAUCAAAGUAUUACCUCGACAUUCACUUCUCCCACCCAAAUCAAAGCAUUUAGAAAGUAUAUUGUAUACGACGCUGUUUCAAUGGGUUCUGUGUAAAAGGCAAAGGGGGCUAAAGUCCGGGUCUUCUGUCAUGGCUCUGAAGCAAAAGAUUGAUCUUGAAAGCUGGAAAAUUAAUGUGCUGACUUCGGCCCACCAUUCCAAAUCUGUUCCUCUUACACAGAAGUAUGAAAAGGGGCUGCAGAAUGUGGGGCACGGAAUCCACCUGAUCAUUUUUAAACGUCGGUGAUAGUAUCAGAGUCAUAGCAAAGGUUGGCAGGCACGUGUGCGUUCUGGAAUUCCGUAAUGGACAUGAGUUUGAAGUUUACUACCUCUGAUGCCAGAAAACUACUUUUGCUAAUACAGAACAGCGACAACAACGAAAAGCUCGCUAGCUUUUACAGGCAGUGUGAAAGUUUCACACCAGACUUGUUGUGGUUUGGCAUAAAUAUUUAAUACGUCACACCGGGAAGACACACGUGUAGAAGGGAUUUCUGCAUCAAAGGCAAACAUGAAUACAUUUUGACUUUGAAAGAGGCUCGAGCAAUGGAGUGUGGUAUACAAACUGUAUGUAAAAGAAGGAAAGUUCAGUGGUAUGUAACUUUUAAGUGCAAUACAUUUGUUUUAUUUGUUUUUAAACAUUUAUUGUGGUACAAUUUGUAUUUACUGUUUAUGUGCAGUGCAUUUUAAUGUACAGUAAUCAUUAAUCACCAGUAUUUAAUAAAACCCCUGCCUCAUUUUUUUUAACCAACAUUUACCGACUUUGUAUUGUAUUUUAAUGUUGGUCAUGAUGGUGGUAUUUGAGGUGGUAUUUUUCCUAUUAAUUUUUUUUCGGUGGUACUUGGUCUUUAGUUUGAGAAUCACUGGGUUAGUGCAUCCCAGUGCUAUCAUGACCUGAAACAAGUGUUUUGU
Molecule: messenger RNA, 1985 nt
Organism: Phyllopteryx taeniolatus (common seadragon)
Lineage: Eukaryota; Metazoa; Chordata; Actinopteri; Syngnathiformes; Syngnathidae
Gene: nkapd1
Product: NKAP domain containing 1
Exons: 5
Coding region: 9-545 (178 amino acids)
Source: RefSeq, a predicted model, not a curated record